Molecule: messenger RNA, 2134 nt
Organism: Micropterus salmoides (largemouth bass)
Lineage: Eukaryota; Metazoa; Chordata; Actinopteri; Centrarchiformes; Centrarchidae
Product: complement C3-like
Exons: 18
Molecular function (GO): endopeptidase inhibitor activity
Source: RefSeq, a predicted model, not a curated record
GGCGCGGGAGAAGGGUAGAUAAAAGGAGGGUACUGCAGAGAGACCGUUUACAUUCACAGCAGAUCGGGAUCAAGUAGGAGGAUGGGUCAGACUCUGCUGUGGCUGCUGGCCUCUUUGGCCUUUGCCUCUCUCACUUCUCUGGCGAAUGGAGCUCCCUUGCAGGUGAUGUCUGCCCCCAAUUUGUUGCGGGUAGGAACAGCAGAAAACAUCUUUGUGGAGUGUCAAGACUGCACAGGAGGAGACAUUAGGGUUGAAAUCCUCGUGAUGAACCAUCCAACCAAAACCAAAAAGCUGGCAUCGACAUCUGUGACCCUCACCAGCGCAAAUAACUUCCAGGAGCUUGGACAAAUUAAGAUACCUGCUGGUGACUUCAGUAAGGAUCCCACCAUGAAGCAGUAUGUGUACCUGCAAGCUCAGUUCCCUGACCGACUGCUAGAGAAAGUCGUCUUAGUGUCCUUCCAGUCCGGGUACAUCUUUAUUCAGACUGACAAGACCAUUUACACCCCUAACAGCAAAGUUCAUUUCAGGAUGUUUGCAGUGACACCCCGUAUGGAGCCCGUAGAGAGAGAUGAUGCCACUCAAACUGAUGCUUCUAUUGCCAUUGAGUUUGUGACCCCUGAAGGCAUCAUUUUACCACUUGAUCCAGUCUCUCUGAAAUCAGGGAUCCACUCUGGAGAUUUCCAACUUGCUGAAAUUGUCAGUCCCGGACUGUGGAAGGUGGUGGCAAAGUUCCACAGCAACCCACAGCAGAGCUAUUCUGCUGAGUUUGAGGUGAAAGAAUAUGUGCUGCCCAGUUUUGAGGUUAAACUGAUACCUGGGAGCACCUUCUUCUAUGUGGACAGUGAAGAGCUCACAGUCAGCAUCAAAGCCAUGUAUCUGUUUGGUGAAGAGGUGGAUGGGACGGCCUAUGUGGUAUUUGGGGUUAUGCAAGAGGGUCAAAAGAAGAGCUUUCCCAGUUCUCUUCAGAGAAUCCCGAUCGAGAGAGGUAACGGAGAGGUCAAACUGAAGAGAGAGCACAUCACACAGACCUUCCCAAACAUCCUCAGCCUGGUGGGGAGCUCCAUAUUUGUAGCUGUCAGUGUGCUGACAGAAAGCGGUGGUGAAAUGGUGGAGGCCGAGUUGAGAAAUAUCCAGAUUGUCACAUCACCUUACACCAUCCACUUCAAGAGAACUCCCAAAUAUUUUAAACCAGGAAUGUCCUUCGAUGUUGCGGUUGAAGUUGUGAAUCCCGAUGACACUCCGGCAAAAGGUGUUGCAGUGGUGGUCAAUCCAGGCCAAGUGCGGGGCCUCACUGCUGCCAAUGGCAUGGCAAGGGUUACCAUCAAUACAGAGGCUAUGAUUAACAGACUGACAAUCACCGCAAAGACCAAUGAUCCUCUUAUUUUGAAACCUGAAAGGCAAGCAUUAGCCACCAUGACAGCUCUCCCAUAUACCACCAAAGGCAACAACUACAUUCAUAUAGGUGUGGAUACAGCUGAGCUGAAACUAGGAGAAAACCUGAAAAUCAACCUCAACCUUAAUAGGCAGGCAAAUGCACAAUUUGACAUCACAUACCUGAUCCUGAGCAGAGGUCAGUUGGUGGAAACGGGCCGUUACAAGACAAGAGGCCAAGUUCUGAUCUCCCUGACAGUCAUCGUUACCAAAGAAAUGUUGCCAUCAUUCCGCAUCAUAGCCUACUACCACACAAAUGAUAAUGAAGUGGUGUCAGACUCUGUUUGGGUGGAUGUUAAGGACUCCUGCAUGGGCUCGUUGAAGUUAGAAUCAUCGAGACCUGCUCCAUCCUAUGAGCCUCGCAGGAUGUUUGGUCUGAAAGUCACAGGAGAUCCAGGAGCCACAGUGGGACUGGUGGCAGUUGACAAAGGGGUCUACGUCCUAAACAACAAGCACCGACUCACCCAGAAAAAGGUGUGGGACAUUGUAGAGAAGUAUGAUACAGGCUGCACACCAGGUGGAGGGAAGGACGGUAUGAAUGUGUUCUACGAUGCUGGGCUGUUGUUUGAGUCCAACACGGCCUCUGGGACUCCUUACAGACAAGAAUUGAAAUGUCCGGGCCCAAGCAGGAGGAAGCGAGCUACUACUAUAAUGGACAUCACCACCAGCUUACUGAGUAAAUAUAACGACCAACUGCAACGUG